AUGCAGAAUGGGAAAGUAAUUGCACAUGCUUCACGACAACUCCACCCUUAUGAAAAGAAUUAUCCAACCCAUGACCUUGAGCUCACAGUUGUGAAAGAGUUGUUAUGUGACUUAGAAAGAAGUGAAAUUGCAAUUAUGUUGCGUGAACAAGGUGGAGUCCUAGCUACCAUUUCUGCACAACUAGCUAUCAUUGAGGAAGUUAAAGAAAAGCAAUUAGAAGAUGAAUUUCUGAAGAAGAUUGUUGAAGAAAUUGACUCUAAACCAAGGCCGGGAUUUGUGUAUGAGAAUAAUGUGUUGACAUUUCAGGAUAGGCUUUGUGUACCAGAUUGUUCAGAAUUGAGAAAGUGCAUUAUGACUGAAGCUCAAAAUUCUAAAUUUGCUAUGCAUCUGGGAAAUACAAAAAUGUACAAAGAUUUGAAACAUAAUUUUUGGUGGCCUAGAAUGAAAAAUUGUAUUGCAGAUUUUGUAGCUAGAUAUUUGUAUUACCAACAAGUGAAAGCCGAACAUCAAUGA
Molecule: messenger RNA, 513 nt
Organism: Camellia sinensis
Lineage: Eukaryota; Viridiplantae; Streptophyta; Magnoliopsida; Ericales; Theaceae
Source: RefSeq, a predicted model, not a curated record